UAUGAUAGGCAGCUAGUCGACACGACACCAACAACCCCAGAGUGUCAAUCUGAUUAUCUCCUCUGACUCGGUUUAUUUUCCUUACCCGCUAAGCAAAUCUCAUCAUUAUUAUUACUAUAAUUCCAGCUCUCUUCCUCUGUCUCUACUCCCUCACACCAACAAUGGAGCAGCCUCUGCUUUCAGAGCAAGCAAGUGAAUCGGGGGAGAAGUCUAGUGAGAACUGGAGCUCCUAUCAGUACGUGGGUAGAGCCGGCUCCGUGAUUCCCACCGCUGCCUCGGCCGGAACUGAAGUCAGCGUUGAAGAGAUACGAUCUGCCGCGGCUUAUUCCGAGCACUACCCACCUUCCCUCCAUAGCGCUCUGCUUAGCUCGCCGGAGCCUGAUCCCGAUGAACAAGCUGUCGUCUACCAAGGUGGAUACGGAGGAGGUCCUGGCAGCACCACAAGUGAGUUUCACAGGCAAACUUUGGAUGAAAUUGAGAUACGAGAGUUGCUUAUUGAUCAUGUUGGCCAUAGAUGCUGUUGGGGAAGUCGUCCGGCUCGGACCUGGAAAAUUCUGAAAGUGGAAGAUUGCAAUGUUUAUGUGGGUACACUAGAUACCUUCAUUGAGGAAAGGGAAACUGUAAGAGAAACAGAGCCAUACCUUGGUGGCAGUAUCGAUGGAAGGGACAAGGGACCAGAACUGGGAAUCUGGGAAUUGGAUUUGAAGUCUCAAUUUCCAGUUUUAUUUAUACCUCAUAAAGAAUCACGGGAGAUAAUUCCUCAUUCAGAGUCCAUUGCGAAAUGCUCAGGUUGUGAUGGGCGAGGGGAUACUGUAUGUCCCACAUGCAAUGCGAAUCAAGAACCUGGAUCGUACAAAGAGAACCAGAUGGCGCAGUGCUCUGCAUGUCAUGGGAGGGGCUUGAUUGCUCAUAAAGAUGGAUCUGACUCAAUAUGUGUGACUUGCAAUGGUAAGGGACAGAUUCCUUGUGCAACAUGUGGAUCACGUGGUUUAGUUAAAUGUUUGACUUGCAAAGGGAGUGGUUCUCUUCGGUCCCGCAAUGUUGCCCUUGUUAGAUGGAAGACUCUCUCAACUAGAAAGGUAAGUGCAACAAGCGGAGCAGCAUCUGUUCCUGAUGAUGUUUUCCACAGAGCCAAAGGUGUCCAGUUGUGCAACACCCAGGCAUAUCAGUGCACUCCAGCCUUCUUUGCCGACUCUUACUUCCUCAACAAGUUCUCAUCAGAAGUGAUUGCCGACAGAGCUCAUGUCCCUCUCUCCGCGAGGGUCAUAAGUGAAAGGCACACCAUAUCCGUGGUUCCAGUGACACGUGUCACAAUGGCUCAUCGCAGCCGGCUAUUCAGUUUCUACAUCAUCGGCUAUAGCCGGGAGGUGUAUCUAAAGGACUACUACCCCGCUCGGUUUUGCUGGGGCUUCUGCCCGUGCUUGGAGUGGUUGAAGUUGUAAACAUUGCAGAGAUACUUCUCCAAGAUUGGAAAGCUAUACUGUAUCAUCAAUUCAUCUUCAUCCUAUCAUGUGUGAGUGAUUGUUUACUCGUUUUGGUGAGAAUAAAAUAAUGUUGCUACAUGAAUAGCAGUGGGGAAUGGGAAUAAUAUACUUAAGUUUUAGAUUUGUCUACACUGUAAAGUCUAUUGUAGUGAGUAGAGUCUGUUUGUUACCGUU
Molecule: messenger RNA, 1658 nt
Organism: Argentina anserina (silverweed cinquefoil)
Lineage: Eukaryota; Viridiplantae; Streptophyta; Magnoliopsida; Rosales; Rosaceae
Exons: 7
Coding region: 162-1442 (426 amino acids)
Molecular function (GO): heat shock protein binding
Source: RefSeq, a predicted model, not a curated record